AGUCCCUCGCUGCCCUGCUGCCCUGCGUCGGAGCGCACCUGCCUCGCGCGGCGUCUAGCUCGGUCUCGCGGUCGGUGUCGUACAGACGCUUGCCUGGACGCCGGGACAGUCCGGAGCGGGCUGCGAGAUGGCCUCUGUGGUCUUUGAGGAUGUGGCUGUGUACUUCACCCCGGAAGAGUGGGCUUUGUUGGAUCGAGGUCAGAGGAAGCUCUACAGAGAUGUGAUGCUGGAGACCUGCAGGAACCUGGCCGCAGUGGAUUGUUGCACUCAAGUUAAAACUUGUGGAUCAAGGACUCAGCUGAAUAUUUUGGAGAAUGAACUAUCCAGUGAAGAGAAAAUAGUAAGAUUUACAAGAAAUGAUCCCUGGGCUCUUUUUCGAGAAAACCCGGUGUUUCAUAACAUUGAUGAUCAGUCCCAAUCCCAGGAGAGGCGUUUGAGAAGUCCUUUGGUGGAGAGUGUCUGUGAACGUAUUGAAGGAGAUCCAUGUGGAGAAACCCUGAACCCGAUUACAAGUCUUACUGUGCAUGAGGGGUAUCCCACUGGAGGCAAAUCCUGUGAAUGCGCUAAGUGUAGAGAAGCCUUCGCAGAUGGUUCCUUCCUUGAGAAACUGCGAAGACCUCACCCAGGACUCAAACCUAGUCCUGGUGAGGAGUGUGGCCCAGCCUGCAGCUCUGUCUCGAGCCUCAGCACUCAUGUGGACGCAGACCUUGUAGAGAAACCCUAUGAAGGUCAGGACGCUGGGAGAGCAUCUGACACAUACGCGAAGAGUCUCAGUAGUAAAAUAUCUCUAGAGUGCAAGAAAUGUGGAAAAGCUUUCACUUGCACGUCUUCCUUUCAGGGUCAUGUGCGAGGUCCCUGUGGACAGAGUGUCCAUGCGUGUGACGUGUGUGGGAAAACCUUCUUGUAUCACUCCUACCUUACACGUCAUGUGAGAACUCACACGGGGGAGAGACCCUAUGAAUGUAUGGAGUGUGGGAAAACCUACAGUUGCCUCUCAUAUUUUCGAGAACACAUGAGAUCACACACUGGAGAGAAACGCUAUGAAUGUAAGGAGUGUGGCAAGACAUUCAAGUACCCUGCAUCCCUGCAGGGACACCUGAUGACGCACACUGGAGAGAGACCUUACCUGUGUCAGCAGUGUGGGAAAGCCUUCAGUUGUCCCAAAUACUUUCGAAGACACGUGAGAACGCACAGUGGGGUGAAGCCCUAUGAAUGUACGUUAUGCGAGAAAGCCUAUAGUUGUUCCUUAUCCCUCCGGGAGCACGUGAGGACGCACAGCGAAGAGAGGCCCUAUGAGUGUAAGGAGUGUGGGAAGGCUUUCAGACACCCCCGAUACUUCCAGAGGCACGUGAGGAUGCACAGUGGGGUGAAACCCUAUGUGUGUAAGGAGUGUGGGAAAGCGUACAGUAGCUCCACGUCGCUUCAGGAACACGUGAGGUCGCACACGGGGGAGAGACCCUUUGAAUGCCAGCAGUGUGGGAAAGCCUUCACGCGUCACUCCUCCCUCCAAGGUCACGUGAGAGCACACAGUUUGGAGAAACGUUACGAGUGUACGCAGUGCGGGAAGGCCUUCCGUUGGUCCUCGUCCUUGCAGAAGCACGUGAGAACGCACCGUGAAGAGAAGCCCUACGAGUGCCAGCAGUGCGGCAAAGCCUUCUGGUAUCCCGCGAACCUGCGGGCGCACGUCAAGACCCACACGGAGGAGAGACCUUAUGAGUGUCCGCACUGUGGGAAAGCCUUCAGUUGUCACUCCUCCCUGCAAGUACAUGCGAGAAAGCACAACGGAGUGAAACCCUACGAGUGUAAGGAGUGUGGGAAGGCCUUCUGGUAUCCCGUGAACCUGCGCGCUCAUGUGAGGACGCACACGGGAGAGAGACCUUACGAGUGCCAGCAGUGUGGGAAGGCCUACAGGUGUCCCGCAAACCUGCGGGUCCACGUGAGGACGCACACGGGGGAGAGACCCUACGAGUGCCAGCAGUGCGGGAAGGCCUUCAGGUAUCCCGCAAACCUGCGGGCGCACGUGAGGACGCACACGGGGGAGAGACCCUACGAAUGUCCGCACUGUGGGAAGGCCUUCAGGUACCCCACAAACCUGCGGGCGCACGUGAAGAUGCACACUGGGGAGAAACCCUGAAUGCACAAUCACGCUGUUUUCCCUCAUAUCUCAUUGUAAGUCCAGUCGGACACACGGGCAAGAAACGUGAUGUACGAAUGUAAAGAAUGUUGGAGAACCUUCAGGCAUAGCACCUCAUUUAUUUUGUACAUAAAGCGUCAGGGCUGGACGGCAGUUUUUGUUAUAAAUUUUCUCGUGCCUCAGAAGUGCCUCGUCUGUAAUAGGGAUCUCUGUUGUAUUUAUUUCCACUGCAUGCUGCUGAUAUGAACACCCAAGAUAAAACAUUCCUGAACAUCCCCAGUUUCUGUAUGAAAUAUAUUUUGCUAUCUCAGACAUAAAAAGACUGUACAGUUCUAUAAAAUGUGUCUCAUUUCCACGACGAUGUCUUCUGGACCCAGGGCUGAUCAGUGGUCCGUACGUGUAUCUCGUCCUCUGGUGCAGAGACUAGAAUUCCCCGACUCCGCCCUGCCCCUCCUUGCGGUCUUUAUUAUCGAAAGUUGUGUCUCCACGUGUGCUGUUGCUGCCGUGUGCCCACCUGUGUUCCCCAUGGACGUUAGUAAACGCGCAAGGAUACUGGA
Molecule: messenger RNA, 2691 nt
Organism: Leopardus geoffroyi (Geoffroy's cat)
Lineage: Eukaryota; Metazoa; Chordata; Mammalia; Carnivora; Felidae
Product: zinc finger protein 77-like
Exons: 4
Coding region: 128-2134 (668 amino acids)
Biological process (GO): regulation of DNA-templated transcription
Molecular function (GO): RNA polymerase II cis-regulatory region sequence-specific DNA binding; DNA-binding transcription factor activity, RNA polymerase II-specific
Source: RefSeq, a predicted model, not a curated record